CAUCUAUCCGACCACAUGGCUUAUUACUACUAGUACCGGGGCCGGGCGGGUGGUCACGCAAAGAAGUCAGGCGCAUGAAGCAAAAGUGAGAAGAGCGGGGAGGCGAGGCGAUGACCAUCUCCACUCCCUCUCCUCCCUAGUAGUGUAUAAAAAGCCGGCGCCGGCCGUCGUCCCCUACCCACCCACCCACCCCGGGCCCCUCCUCCCGCUCCAUCCAUGGCCGCCAACCUCCCGGACGCCGACGCCGCGGGGUUCAAGCUGUUCGGCAAGGUCAUCCAGCCCCCCGACGCGCAAAAACGCGGGGCGGACGAGGGCGACGACCCGACGCCACAGACGGCCCUUCCUCCUCCUCCUCCCCCUCCCCCGCCCCCGCCCCCGCAGCAGGCGCCCGCGGCUGGGGGUCCCGGCGCCGAGCCGCUGCCGUGCCCGCGGUGCGGCAGCCGGGAGACCAAGUUCUGCUACUUCAACAACUACAACGUGCGGCAGCCGCGCCACCUCUGCCGCGCCUGCCGCCGCUACUGGACGGCCGGCGGCGCGCUCCGCCGCGUGGCCUCCGCGUCCCCGGGCCGCCGCAGGCCGCGCCCCACCGCCCGAUCGGCGCCCGUCGCUGCCGCCGCGUCGUCCGCCCCCGCAGCCGCCGAGGAGGAUUCUUUUGGUGGCCAAAAGGAUGCUGCCGGCCUGCUCUGCGACCGCGAGAGAGUUCAGUUUGGUAGGCAGUCAAAAAGGCCGCCACUCCAGCACGCCAGGGUGACAGAGCAGUGCAGAUGCAGGAGCUCUAAAAAAACAUGCUUCAUCACCGCUUCCAACGAGCUCGUCAGGGUCCUGGCCAACCCCACAGGCGUCCUCAACCCGUCGGCAGCGUCCCUCCUCGCGCCGCGCUGCGCUGCGCUCCGAGCUGGAAGCUAGCGGAGGCGUCGCUGCGGGUGGCCACGCGGGGCUGGGUGUUAGCCGCUGCACAGGCAACUACCGUGCUGGCAUCAGACGACGCCGCUGUAGCAGCUGUAAGCAGAUGUUCAAGAGUGUUCCAAGCAGAAGAACGAAGUGCGGCUGCGUCGGCAGAGGCACGACAAUGUCCGAGUUACUGGACCAGAGUGGGCCAUGUAAGCGUGAGUUGGGCUAGACCAUUAGAGAAGUAUAAAGGGGAACAACUGUAGGGGCAUCAAACAACAAAAAGCUAAACCGCAAUUGCCUU
Zea mays is the source of this 1192-nucleotide messenger RNA. Its product is annotated as Cyclic dof factor 2. Gene Ontology annotation, molecular function: DNA-binding transcription factor activity; DNA binding. The transcript is spliced from 3 exons. The coding region runs from base 217 to 906 and encodes 229 amino acids. NCBI's taxonomy places the organism in Eukaryota, Viridiplantae, Streptophyta, Magnoliopsida, Poales, Poaceae. Gene Ontology annotation, biological process: regulation of DNA-templated transcription. The record is from RefSeq and is marked validated.